AUGGCUGCUCCUCCUGAUACGGAGAAUUUAGAGUGUCGCAUCAACAGAGCAACCAACCCACUGAAUAGGGAGACUGACUGGAGCAGCAUAAAUGCGUUCUGUGAACAGCUCAACAAUGAUUCGGAGGGACCUCAGCUGGCUACCAGGCUGCUGGCCCACAAAAUCCAAUCUCCGCAGGAGUGGGAGGCCAUGCAGGCUCUUGUGGUUCUGGAAUCAUGUAUGAAAAACUGCGGGAAGAAGUUUCACAGUGAAGUGGGCAAGUUUCGCUUUCUUAACGAGCUUAUCAAAGUCGUUUCGCCAAAGUACCUGGGUUCACGCUCUUCAGAGCCAGUCAAGAAGAAGGUCUUGGAAUUAAUCUACAGCUGGACGUUAGGGUUGCCUGAUGAGGCCAAAAUCUUAGAAGCUUAUCAGAUGUUAAAGAAACAAGGUAUUAUCAAACAAGACCCUGAACUACCCCCUGAUAAGCUACCUCAUGUUCCUCCACCUAGGCCUAAAAAUGCCAUUUUUGAAGAUGAAGAAAAGUCCAAAAUGUUGUCUCGCCUGCUGAACAGCUCGCAUCCUGAUGAUUUGAAGGCUGCAAACAAACUCAUCAAGGAAAUGGUCCAAGAGGACCAGAGGCGAGCAGAGAAGGUGUCCAAGCGUGAAGGCGCCAUUCAGGAGGUGAAGGAAAGCAUCAGUCUACUGACUCAGCUCCUGCAGGACUACGACGCCAACACUAUAAAUCAAAGCAACUCUGAGCUCCUACAGGACCUUUACCAACGCUGUGAAAAAAUGAGGCCUACAUUGUUCAGAUUGGCCAGCGAUACGGAGGAUAAUGACGAGGCUUUGGCGGAGAUCCUGCAGGCCAAUGACAGCCUAACCCACGUCAUCAAUUUGUACAAACAGCAGGUGAAAGGAGAGACUGUGAACAGCAACAACACGUUAAACACACAAAAACAGACAGGAGUUGGGUCGGCACUGCUGGAUUUGUCCGGGUUGGACACGUCACCCCAGUCGCCCCCCUCCUUUCCGGAACUUCCUACUCCAACUGACAGUCUCAACGCAACUUCGCAGGAAACUGGCGUCUCUCUGCUCGACGAUGAGCUCAUGUCUCUCGGUUUAAGUGAAGGAACAUACACGUCGAACCCUCACUCCCAGCCUGAAGAUUCCACAGCCUGGGACUCUUUCCAGUCGUCCGACAGCAUCGACGCAGACAUCCCGGCACCUCCUAGUCUCCUCCUGAGUCCGGACCCUCCUUCUUAUUCGCACCCCGUCUCUCCGGCGUCUGCUCCCAAAGGCUCGGUCCUGGAUGAACUUGACUUGUUGGGCAAGACGCUGCUGCAGCAGUCCCUCCCUCCUGAGGGAUUGCAAGUCAAAUGGGACAAACAGCAGGUCAAACCGACACUAAGAGAUCUACAGAACAAGUCUGCCUCUAACAUCACCCCGAGCCCAAUUCCGGUCUUUAACUCGGACCGAACAACGCGGCCCCUUACCUCAGGGGCCACCACCCGAGACAAAGAGAAUACAGACAUGUCCCUGGCGGAUGUUUUUGUACCGCUGGAAUCCAUUAAACCUAGUAGUCUGUUACCUGUGACUGUCUUCGAUGGCCACAGUUUGCGGGUUUUGAUCCACUUUGCCCGUGAUUCGCCCCCAUCUCGCCCCGACGUGCAGGUGGUGAUUAUCUCCAUGUUGUCAUCUGCUCCCGUGCCAGUCACGAACAUAAACUUGCACAUUUCUGCUCACAAGCCAAUAGCUGUAAAAUUGCAGCCUCCGUCUGGAACAGAUCUCCCGGCGUUCAAUCCCAUCCUUCCUACCGCUGCCGUCACUCAGAUCAUGUUACUAGCAAACCCGAACAAGGAUCGAGUUCAGCUGCAGUACAACUUGCGCUUCACGUUGGGCGAGCAGGACCACAGCGAGAGCGGCAAUCUCGAAAACUGGCCCGCUCCGGACACGUGGACGAAUCUAUAG
Molecule: messenger RNA, 1947 nt
Organism: Nerophis lumbriciformis (worm pipefish)
Lineage: Eukaryota; Metazoa; Chordata; Actinopteri; Syngnathiformes; Syngnathidae
Source: RefSeq, a predicted model, not a curated record